Staurois parvus is the source of this 465-nucleotide messenger RNA. Lineage: Eukaryota; Metazoa; Chordata; Amphibia; Anura; Ranidae. The record is from the annotation of a GenBank genome assembly.
GACAGUGGGCACCCAAUACCCGGGUCAUCAGGUACCGGAUUGUCUGGCUCUGGCUCGACAGCGGCGGGCAUCGGGUCACCAGGUAUGACAGCGGGCACUGGGUCUCACCAGGCAUCAGGUCAUUUGGCUCGACAGCGGGCACCGCUUUAUCUGGCAAGGCAGUGGGCUCCCAGUCAGUCAACUGGUAUGACCAGGGGCACUGGGUCAGACAUUGGAUCGGCUGACUGGACAGCGGGCAUCGGGUCACCAGGCAUCAGGUCCAUUUGGCUCGACAGCGGGCACCGGACGUCAUCUGGAGCAAGGCAGUGGCUCCGAGUCAACAGGCACGACAGUGGGCACGGGUCAUCAGGCACUGGAUGGCCACUGGCUCGACAGCGGGCAUCGGGUCACCAGGCAUCAGGUCAUUUGGCUCGCCAGCGGGCACCGCGUCAUCUGGCAAGGCAGUGGGCACCGAGUCACCAGGUA